Messenger RNA from Trematosphaeria pertusa, 2368 nucleotides. RefSeq lists its product as uncharacterized. Bases 243 to 2333 code for a protein of 696 amino acids. The record is from RefSeq and is a predicted model, not a curated record. Lineage: Eukaryota; Fungi; Ascomycota; Dothideomycetes; Pleosporales; Trematosphaeriaceae. The transcript is spliced from 2 exons.
CCAAGCAUUCAUUUCAUCUCUGCGGAACCAUCAUGAAGCGAUACCGACGCGCGGUCGUCAGCAUCCGAGGCUGUCGUUGAUCUUCAUGUGGGCAAUGGCCUGGACGUCACAUGACCUCCUUUUCACGCUCCCAUCUGGCUACAUUGAGUUGAUUUGAGCCUUGAGUGUGCGUCUACCACCCCGAUUAACCCUCACUCGCGACCUGGAUCCUCUGUAACCCGGAGCUUGGGACACCAAGACCAAUGCCGAGACUCUGCGGUUUCUCACACAGUUCCUUCGAAAGCCAUGCAGACUUCAAGCAAGCGUGUAUUGCGCUGCUUCGAGCUCUACAGCCGUACCAGUCACCCGGCGGGGCAAGAAUCAAGCUGCCCCUUGCAACCGGAACGCACUUCGACGAGAUCGCAGCUCAACUGGAAGGAUUCGCUCGGCCACUAUGGGCGAUAGGCGCCCUGGUACACGGCGGUACUCUGACGAAAGAGGAAGAGGAAGAGCUGGUGGAGCCCUACGUUCGAGGUCUCGCAAACGGCACCGAUCCGUAUCAUCCUGAGUACUGGGGACCGGUUGUGGUUCGCGACCAAAGGAUGGUGGAGAUGGAGAUCAUAUCCUUUGCGCUCCUAACUGCACCGGAAACGCUCUUCGGACGUCAGAGCCCCGAAGCGCAAGGGAAUAUCAGGGACUGGCUGGCUACGAUAAAUGGGAAGGACUUCCCAGUCACGAACUGGCUUUGGUUCCGCGUAAUGACGAAUCUGGCUCUCGUUAGGGUCUGCGGUGUGCCGUAUGAAAAAUUAAAGAGCUCUAUGAAUGCGGACCUUGACCAGAUGGAGCAGUUCUAUCUGGGUGAUGGCUGGGCCGCAGACGGGAUUUGGAGCGAUGAAGGACGACAAGCGGACUACUAUUCCGGCAGCUUCGCCAUCCAGUUUUCCCAGCUCGUGUAUGUCAAGAUGGCUGAGGACUUGGAUCCAGCCCGCUGUAAGACGUUUCGGGAGCGUGCAGCUGCCUUUGCGUCCUCCUUCUGGCGCUAUUUCGACACAAACGGAGCAGCCAUCCCUUUCGGUCGAAGUCUUACCUACCGCUUCGCCUUUGCUGGCUUCUGGUCCGCCGCGGCGUUCGCAGAGGUAGAGCUUCCCGCCCCUCUAAACGACCGGGGUCUCGUCAAACGCCUCUUGCUCCAACACUUCCGCUGGUGGAGCAACAAAUUCCCCGAGCAAGACAUGUUCAGCGCGGACGGGACCCUCACCAUCGGUUUCGCCUACCCCAACAUGUACAUGAGCGAAGACUACAACUCGCCCCAAUCGCCGUACUGGGCCAUGAAGUCUUUCGUUGCUCUGGGUCUCCCGGACGUUCAUCCUUUCUGGACAGCUGAAGAGAAGCCAAUCCAUCAGAGUGAGCGGAGACUGGCAACCGUCGUGGAGCCGCCAAUGCACAUAAUCUGCCACACCAGCCACCACCACUUCCUCCUCAACAUGGGCCAGUUCUGCCCCUGGCCACUAAAAGCCACCGAAGCUAAAUACGGGAAAUUCGCAUACUCUUCUCACUUCGGCUUCAGCGUGCCCACCGGCCCUCUACUCCCGCAAAUGGCCCCGGACAGCACGCUCGCACUAAGCAAGGAUGGAGGCGAUACAUGGCGCGUUCCCUGGAAAGUCGAGAGACCACGAUUCAGCUCUGUGUCCCUUGUCACGGUAGAUCGGGAGCCUGAAUCGGUACCCACACUAUCCAGCGUAUGGCGACCAUGGAAAGACGCAGAUAUUGAAGUGCAUACCCUCCUCAUCGCGUCAUGCACUGCGUGGCCGGAUUGGCACAUGCGCGCUCACAAGAUCAUCAACAAGGGAACCCAGCCAACUAAGAUACUGGCGGUACCGUCCGGCUUCGCGAUCCAAGGGCGCGGGUCUCGUCAUGGAGAAGUCCUCCCUUCGCACGCCGACGACGCGCGCCUCUUUGCCUGGCGCAAGCCCACGCAGAUCCUGGAGGGCACGCUUCAAUCCCGAGAUGGCGCUCUGAUAUGCUCUGACGCCGGCAUGAGCGGGAUACGACAACCUGUCUUUCAUGGCAAGAGCCGGCUAGAGGAGGUGAGGGGCGAGGUUCUGAAGCCGGAUGCUAAUACAAAUUUGAUGUGGCAGAGGACGUUGAUACCUACCAUUAGGGCAGAAACGAAGGUUUUGGAGGCGAAUGAGGAGGCCGUUCUGAUAUCUGGAGUAUUUGCUAUCGGUAAGAAGACGACGUAUAAUGAGUUGGACCUGGCGAAGAAGUGGAAUGAUGUACCUGUGAUUUGCGAGAAGGGAUCAAGCUCACGGAGAGAGGCAUGUAUAGAGAUUGACCUAGACACCUUAGUUUAGGAUAGCGUGCAGCGAUAAUAGAAUGCUUGAGUUGG